AAACAUGACAAGGAAAAAUAUUAUUUUUAUAUAAUUUAUUUUUCGUAUGAUAAUUUUGUUUUUCAUUUUUUUUUUUCAUAUGACACUCAGUUAGGUGUAAUAAAACGAGUAUGUUCGUAUUUUUUUUAAGUGUGUCAAAUAUAUUAACCAGUUAAAAAAUAUAGUUAAAUAUUUUUUACUAGUUAAUAUUGAGUAAAUAGAAAAAGAUCCUUUUUACUAUGAAUUUCGAAACUAUAAAAUUGGAAAAUUAUCGAAACAACAAUGAUCAAAAUUUUAAUCCAUCAAUUGAUUAUGAAAAUAAGCAAUCAAAUGAAUAUGAUCCAUUUAAAGAAAGGAACAUUAAAAAUCCAACAACAAAUAUUGAUACCUUAGCUCACCUACUUAAAGCAAUAAUUGGUACUGGAAUUUUAUCAUUACCAUGUGCGUUUAGAAGUUGUGGCCUUGGCCUUGGUAUUUUAUCAACAAUUGUCAUAUCAUUUAUGAGUAGUUAUUGUGCUCACACACUGGUACAAUCCGCACAUAUUUUAUAUUACAAAACGAAAAAAUCACAAAUGAGUUAUGCUGAUGUUGCUGAAACAGCUCUAUCAGUUGGACCAACAGCUUUAAAAAAAUUUGGUAAAACAGCCAGAUACGUAGUUGACGUUGGUUUAUUUGUAUCUCAUUUUGGUACCUGCACAGCAUACAUUGUAAUUGUAGCUAAAAAUAUAAAAGACGUAUUAGAUUAUCAUCAAGGUGGUGAUCAUGCAGAUGUCAGAGUAAUAAUAAUUAUUCUUCUUUUGCCAUUAUUAUUCUUAACAUGGAUACCAGAUUUAAAAUACCUGGCACCAGUUUCAAUUAUUGCAAAUAUAUUUAUGUUAACAAGUUUGCUAACAAUAUUUUACUGGCUUACUAAAGAUUUAAUUACCAGUGAUAAAAUAGUUCGUGAUGGUUUUAAUUGGAUUGGCAUUGAUGAGACUAAUGAUAUUUCUUGGUACUCAAAAUAUUCACAAACAUUUAGUAUAAUUAUAUUUUCAGUUGGAUCAAUUGGUAUUGUGAUGCCACUUGAAAAUAAAAUGAAAUCACCUAAAAAUUUUGUUGGUCCCCUUGGUGUUUUAAGUCAAGGAACAAUUUUAUUUACUUUUAUUUAUAUGACUAUUGGAAUUUUGGGAUAUUUGUAUAAUCCAAAAGCAACUGAGCCAAUUAUCACUCUGGAAAUGCCAAUGAAUGCAGACUACUGGAACAGUUUAAUGGCACAAGCAGUAAGAAUACUAAUUGCUUUAUCAGUAUUUUGUUCAUUUUGUUUACAAUUUUUUAUUAGUCUUGGUGUAUCUUGGAUCUGGAUCAAAGAUCGAUUUAGUAAAAAUAAAAUUAUAGCAAAUUAUGGUUUAAGAAUUUCUCUCGUUUUAUCAAAUGUUUUCUUGGCAAUUGUUUUUCCAGAUGUGUUAUUAUUGCUUAAUUUCGUUGGUGGUUUUGGUGGUUCAAUUUUGGGAUUAUUUAUCCCAGUACUUAUUGAAACAAUGACUCAUUGGGAUGAUGACAGUCAUUGGCGAAUUUUAAGGCAUUUAAAAAAUUUAGUAAUAAUGUUUGUAGCUAUAUUAGCAUUUUAUUUUGCAACAGCUGAUUCAAUUAGAGAUAUAAAAAAUAAAUUUAUACAAGGAAAAGAAUAA
This is a messenger RNA of Aphidius gifuensis, 1646 nucleotides long. RefSeq names its product proton-coupled amino acid transporter-like protein pathetic. Lineage: Eukaryota; Metazoa; Arthropoda; Insecta; Hymenoptera; Braconidae. Bases 219 to 1646 code for a protein of 475 amino acids. The record is from RefSeq and is a predicted model, not a curated record. Gene Ontology annotation, biological process: amino acid transmembrane transport. Gene Ontology annotation, cellular component: vacuolar membrane. The transcript has 7 exons. Gene Ontology annotation, molecular function: amino acid transmembrane transporter activity.